UUGGUUACCAUGCACAGCUGCACCAGGUUCCCAGAUUGAUUAAAUCUCCUCAUGUGUGGUUUCCUGCCUGCAACUUGUAUCCUUGCACCAGUUGUACUUGUGCGUCAUCUCUGGGCCUUGUGCGUCAUCUCUGGGCCUUGUGCGUCAUCUCUGGGCCUUGUGCGUCAUCUCUGGGCCUUGUGCGUCAUCUCUGGGCCUUGUGCGUCAUCUCUGGGCCUUGUGCGUCAUCUCUGGGCCUUGUGCGUCAUCUCUGGGCCUUGUGCGUCAUCUCUGGGCCUUGUGCGUCUCUGGUAGCUUCCAGCCUUCCUUCACCUCCAGGAUACCCGUCGGCGAUGGCGUUCUCUGAUGCGAGGAAAGAGCUGGACUGUUCCAUCUGUCUGAACAUUUAUACCAAUCCUGUGACUCUGAGAUGUGGACACAACUUCUGCCGGGACUGUAUAGAAAGUGUUCUGGAUACACAGGAGGGGUCCGGAGUUUAUCGCUGUCCUGAAUGCAGAGGAGGGUCCCAGGAGCGGCCUGAACUUAGCAGGAACAUAACACUGUGUCACAUAGUGGAGAGUUUUCGAUCUCCCGAGCCAGAGAAGAAGGGGGAAAAGAUGAGCCAGAUCUUCUGUACACAAUGUAUUCACUCUCCUGUACCCGCUGUUAAAUCUUGUCUGCAUUGUGAAGCUUCUCUGUGUGACGACCAUCUGAGAAUCCACAGCAAGUCACACCAACAUGUCCUAUCUGACCUCACCACUCCCCAAAAGAACAGGAAAUGCUCCAUCCAUGAGAAGAUCCUGGAGUAUUACUGCACCGAGGACUCGGCCUGUCUCUGUGGGUCCUGCAGGCUGCAUGGAGACCAUCGGGAACACCAGGUGGAGGCUCUGGAGGAGGCCUCCAAGAAGAGGAAGGAGAACCUGACCAAUGCUCUGCAGGAGUUAUUGAAAAAGAAAAAGGAGCUAGAGGAGAGUGUGGAGAUUCUGCAAAAAUACAAGAGAAAGGUACAAGACAGUGCAGACGGUGUAACCAAGAAAGUCACCACCAUAUUCAGAGACAUCAGGAGACAACUGGACAUCCUGGAGAGAAGAGUUCUGAACAAGAUCUCUUGCCAGAACGAGAAUAUCUCAUUCCCAGCCUCUGCUUUAAUUCAGGAUCUGGAGAUAAAGAAGGACGAUCUGUCCAGGAAAAUGCAUCACAUCGAGGAGAUAUGUAACAUGACGGAUCCAUUGACUUUCCUACAGGAAUCAGACACAGGUGACUUGUGUGAUACUGAGGAUGGAGAUGAGGAGGACAAAAAGAGAUGUAAUAAACUCCUUCAUGGUGGGGGGGAUGUGGCUGUGACUGAGAUCUUGCCCUUAUUACAUACAGGAUUAUAUGAUAUAAUAACAGGGGUAAAUAAAGGGAUUAAUAUACCAGAACCUGCACAAAUAACACUGGAUGAAGACACGGCUCAUAAUAAUCUAUAUCUUUUAGAUGACGGGAAGACCGCACGCAGGAUAACCAGAAACCUAAAUCGCCCCGCAACACCAAAGAGGUUUACAAUAUCUCCUCAGGUGUUGAGCAGUCAAAGUUUCUCCUCAGGGAGACAUUACUGGGAUGUGGAUGUUUCGGGAUCCUCACAGUGGAGAGUUGGGAUGUGUUUCCCCAGUAUAGACAAGGGACAACACUAUGCAGACCUUGGAAAUAAUCCUGUGUCCUGGUGUCUGGAGAGGAACGCCAAUCAGUUGUUAGUGAAGCAUGGCUACAAUUCUGCAACCCCUUUAGCUGGUAAUGCCUCAGUAACCACAGUCAGAAUAAAUCUGAAUUAUGAGGCCGGGCAGAUCUCAUUUUAUGAGUUGGUUUUCCCGAUCCGGCACCUCCACACCUUCACUGGCAUCUUCACCGCCUUCACCUUCACUGAACCGAUGCAUGCUGCAUUAUAUCUAGGUAAAGGUUGUUUAAAGAUAUGUAAAGGGAAUCGGGUGGUGUGACACAUUUACCCCAAGACUGGCGACAUCACCGGCAUUCUGAUUGGUUCAACUAGGAUCAUAUAUUAUCCAUACAGAUGUAUUAUAUAUGAUCCCAGGUCCGCCUAGUGUCCACCUUCCCCCUACUGGCAGAUGCUGUGGUCACUGACAACUCAGAUUUCAGACAACCGCUCCCAGCAUGCCUCAGAACAUGGCUGCACAAGUCUUACCAAGCAGCGCAACAUGGAUUUAUUAAAAGAAAACGACAUUUUUAAUAAAACACAUAGAUAAGGUAACUGAUAUAUAUAAUAGUUUAUUGGUGUUAAAUUUGAAUGGAGCACCUAGGGCUGCCUCUAUCCAAAAUCCCAACCUUCUCUUCCUUGUGGUUAUGGCAGCAGUAUUGUGUUAUUAGACAGAAUUAUACAGAGCUCACAUACUAGUUCUCUUUAACUUGCUCACUGCUUUUCCCAGAAGCUUGCACAGAGCUGGAGGUUCAAUGGCAGACAAGCCCUGCAGUGUUUUACCAUUAGUGCUCCUUCUCUGAUGGGAUACUGAGGUGAGGAGCAUGACAACCUCAGCCUGUACUCCAACCAGGCCACGUUCCCAACGUGUUUCUCUCCGCCGCCGGAGCUUGGUCAUGGGGAUACCCAUGAUUAAGCUUCGGGGGGCCGAGUGAAAAAUGUUGGGGGCGUGGUCUGGUUGGAGUCCAGGCUGUUGCCACUCUCUUCACCUCUCUAGGACAUCUUGGAUGUGCGACUUCCAAGGGCCACCCUUUUUUUGUUCGUACUCUUGCAGGAGCCAGGAUGGGCUCCAUCCCCUGGCUGUCAGCACUCCAAACAGCAGCUGUGGGUGAACCAUCUGCAUACCACUUUUUUUUUUUUUU
Molecule: messenger RNA, 2811 nt
Organism: Rana temporaria (common frog)
Lineage: Eukaryota; Metazoa; Chordata; Amphibia; Anura; Ranidae
Product: putative tripartite motif-containing protein 75
Exons: 2
Coding region: 333-1952 (539 amino acids)
Molecular function (GO): zinc ion binding; protein binding
Source: RefSeq, a predicted model, not a curated record